CCUCUGCAGGGCACUCAUCUAGCCCUGCCUCUGGCUCAGCCUGAGCAUGGGGCUGGCCACCAGCUAGGCGGCGCUGUCCUUGGAGGUUCUAUGUCACAGCCCUUUAGAGAUCGGUGGUGCUGAAGGGCAGGGAUCUUAUUCUACCUUCUGAAGCUUCUGUCAAACCAGUUGUAAGGAGAAUGGAGGCAGCAGUGAGAGUGGAGUCCGGGGUCCUGGUCGGGGUGGUCUGUCUGCUCCUGGCAUGCCCUGCCACAGCCACUGGGCCUGAAAUUGUUCAGCCUGAAGUAGACACCACCCUGGGUCGUGUGCGAGGCCGACAGGUGGGCGUGAAGGGCACAGACCGCCUUGUGAAUGUCUUUCUGGGCAUUCCAUUUGCCCAGCCGCCACUGGGGCCUGACCGCUUCUCAGCCCCACACCCAGCACAGCCCUGGGAGGGUGUGCGGGAUGCCAGCGCCACGCCCCCAAUGUGCCUACAAGACGUGGAGAGCAUGAACAACAGCAGAUUUGUCCUCAACGGAAAACAGCAGAUCUUCUCUGUUUCAGAGGACUGCCUGGUCCUCAACAUCUAUAGCCCAGCUGAGGCCACCGCAGGGGCCGGUAGGCCGGUCAUGGUAUGGGUCCAUGGAGGCGCUCUGAUAACUGGCGCUGCCACCUCCUACGAUGGAUCAGCCCUGGCUGCCUAUGGGGAUGUGGUCGUGGUUACAGUCCAGUAUCGCCUUGGGGUCCUUGGCUUCUUCAGCACUGGAGAUGAGCAUGCACCUGGCAACCAGCGCUUCCUAGAUGUGGUAGCUGCUCUGAGCUGGGUGCAAGGAAACAUCACCCCCUUUGGGGGUGACCUCAACUGUGUCACCGUCUUUGGUGGAUCCGCCGGUGGAAGCAUCGUCUCUGGCCUGGUCCUGUCCCCGAUGGCUGCAGGGCUGUUCCACAGAGCCAUCACACAGAGUGGGGUCAUCACCACCCCAGGGAUCAUCGAGUCUCACCCCUGGCCCCUAGCUCAGAAAAUCAUAAACACCUUGGCCUGCAGCUCCAGCUCGCCGGCUGAGAUGGUGCAGUGCCUUCGGCAGAAGGAAGGAGAAGAGCUGGUCCUUAGCAAGAAGCUGAAAAUUACUAUCUAUCCUCUCACCGUUGAUGGCACUGUCUUCCCCAAAAGCCCCAAGGAACUCCUGAAGGAGAAGCCCUUCCACUCGGUGCCCUUCCUCAUGGGUGUCAACAACCAUGAGUUCAGCUGGCUCAUCCCCAGGGGCUGGGGUCUCCUGGAUACAAUGGAGCAGAUGAGCCGGGAGGACAUGCUGGCCAUCUCAACACCCGUCUUGACCAGUCUGAGUCUUGUUCUGUCGCCGAGGCUGGAGUGCAGUGGCCUGAUCUCAGCUCACCGCAACAUCCACCUCCCUCAUUCAAGCGAUUCUCCUGCCUCAGCCUCCCGAGUAGCUGGAAUUACAGGCGUGAGCCACCAUGCCCGGCCAGCAUUUUCAUUUCCAACUGGAACCAGCUCUGUUCUGGGAAGUCCAUUUUGGGGAGGAAGGAGAGACAGAAAGCCAGAAGGGCUCUGAGUCAUGUCAUUCCCCUGCUUGAAAGCUCCUGGUGACUCCAUGUCUCCCUUAGGACAAGUCCAAGUUCUCCACGUGCCACUGAAGUCCUGCUAUUCUCAUCCCCUUCCUUCCACCAGAGAAGUUCAUCUCCACAAGCUGGUAGAGCUUGACAAGUAGACAGGCCCUGGCCGGGCAUGGUGGCUCAGGCCUGUAAUCCCAGCACUUUGGGAAGCCGAGGCGGGCAGAUCACCUGAGGUCAGGAGUUCGAGACCAGCCUGGCCAACAUGGCGAAACCUUAUCUGUACUAAAAAUACAGAAAUUAGCCAGGCGUGCUAGUGUGCACCUGUAGUCCCAGCUACUAGAUAGGCUGAGCCAGGAGAAUCACAUGAACCCGGGAGGCAGAAGUUGCAGUGAGCCGAGAUCAUGCCACUGCACUCCAGCCUGGGUGACAGAGUGAGACCGUGUCUCAAAAACAAAACAGGCCCCAAUAAUACAGUGUGUAAAUGGGACACAAAGGGCUGUGAGGACACAGAGACGUAGACCAGCCCAGACUUGGGAGACAGGGAAGGAGGGACAUCUCAGCUGAGACCCGAGGAAUAAACAGAGGUUACUCAACUGUGUAGACCAGCGUAGAAGACUGGAAGGGUGGGGAGCGGGGGAAGGGCGUGCCUGGCAGAGGGAACAACAGGAGCAGAGGCCUGAAGGAUGCAAUGUGUGGAGGAAUCGCCGCUCUGCAGGGCUGGAGAGGUCAGCAAAGAGCAGACAUGAGAGGACUUGUGGGCUGCGUCGGGGGGCGGGCGGCAUGGACUUGAAACUCAUGGAAGCCCUGUUGUAUGGAGGAGGGUGGCUGGGAGAGGGGAGAGGAGCAGGAGAGCAGCGAGAACACGGAGGGCACCAGGGUGGGCUGCCAGGUGAAUGGAGAGGCACUGGUGGGCUCUAGAUUUAGAGUCCGCAGACAAGACCGGGCGACUGACCAGACACAGAGGUCAGGGAAAAGAAGCCCCGCAAGGGCAGCCUUAAGGCAAGCAGGAGCAGACCCGGAAAUCAGGGGUCUGCCGUGGGCCACCAUGGAUGUACAAAGAGGCCUCUUCCUCCGGACCUGACGGUGGCCCCCACAGGGCAGCCAUGGGGGUGGGGGGGUGUUACCAGGUUGGGUAUCGCCAACACCAGCAGGCCCUGGAGAGGGUGGGCAAGCCGGCUGCUGAGGCCUCAGACCCUGUCCUAGCUCCAGCCCUCUCCGCCAAGGGCAUCCUUCACCCAGGGAGGGAGGAGAAUGGUACCGCCCCAGGGGCCGGGGGAUAUGACCUGCCAGACAGAGGGGAUUCCAGGCCUCAUACCUCUCUAUUCUCUCUUCCCUGAGGCUCCCUGAGGGCCCCUCCAUGCCCUAGGACCCAGCAGCCAUGCAGAGCUGAAGGGAGCAAGCCAAAGACUCAGACAGGCGUGGCCCUGCAGGACAGGGACUGGUGGACCCGGGAGCCUCCCACUGGUAGGGCCACAGGAACGGCCAAGUGAACAGUGUAGGAGUGUGAGCACCAGGGGGCGCUGCAGGAUCAGACGUGCACACCUGGACCCCGCCACAGGAUGAGGUCCUAGCAGAUGCUUCCAGUAUCUAUCCAAGGCCAACCUUGGUUACUCACACAACCCGACGGUCUCACACACCCGCUCAUGGAUAGGGUUCCUACGAGUUCCACCAUUUACUGGGUGUGUGUCUUUUCUUUAUUUUAUUUCUAUUUUUUAUUUUUGUUGAGAUAGAGUCUCACUCUGUCACCCAGACCAGGGUGCAGUGGUGAGAUCUUGGUUCACUGCAACCUCUGCCUCCAGGGUUCAAAUGAUUCUUGUGCCUCAGCCUCCCAAGUAGCUGGGAUUACAGGCGUGCACCACCACGCCCUGCUAAUUUUUGUAUUCUUAGUAGACACAGGGUUUCACACCAUGUUGGCCAGGCUGGUCUCGAACUCUUGGCCCCAAGAGAUCCACCCACCUCGGCCUCCCAAAGUGCUGGGAUUACAGGCAUGAGCCACUGCACUCAGCCACGGAUGUGUAUCUUUGAGUAAGGUAUCCUCUUUGUUCCUCAGUUUUCUCAUCUGUAAAAUGAGAGUAAGGUUAGACUCCUUUCCUUGGUCUGGCUGUGAGUACUGAAACAUCAUUAGCAUAAAUCACCUAGAGUCGUGCUUGACACACUGCCGAUGCUAAAUAAGUGCUCCCUGGCACAGGUAUAAACACUCCGCUCGCAAUGUCCAAAAAAAUCGUAUGGCUCCUCAACUACAACUCAAACAUGGAAGAAUUGGGGUAUGUCAGGGAGCAUCAUAAUUUUGGCACAAGUCUCUUCCACCUCAAAAUAACUUCUGCGACUAGGUGCAAUUGCUCACGCCUGUAACCCCAGCACUUUGGGAGGCUGAGGCAGGCAGAUCACUUGAGGUCAGGAGUUCGAGACCAGCCUGGCCGACGUGGUGAAACCCCGUCUCUACUAAAAAUACAAAAAUUAGCUGUACGUGGUGGCGGGCACCUGUAAUCCCAGCUACUCGGGAGGCUUAGGCAGGAGAAUUGUUUGAACCCGGGAGGCAGAGGUUGCUGAGAUGGCACCACUGUGCUCCAGCCAGGGCAACAGAGGGAGACUCCAUCUCAAGAAAAAAAUAAAAAGAAAAAAGAAAUUUAAAUACUUUGGCCAGACGCAGUGGCACACACCUAUAAUCUCAAAAUUUUGGGAGGCUGAGGUGGGUGGAUAACCUGAGGUCAGAAGUUUGAGAUCAGCCUGACCAACAUGGUAAAAGCCUGUGUCUACUAAAAUUACAAAAUUAGCAGGGCAUGGUGGUGGGGGCCUGUAGUCCCAGCUACUCGGGAGGCUGAGGCAGGAGGAUCACUUGAACCCGGGAGGCGGAGGUUGCAGUGAGCUGAGAUGGCGCCAUUGCACUCCAACCUGGGCAGCAAAGCAAGACUCUGUCUCAAAAAAAAAAAAAAAAGAAAGAAAGAAAUUUAAAUACUUACCAGAAAAUAUUUACUUAAUACAAAGAAAGCAGUAAAGGAUAAAUUGAAGACAAAAAAGACACCAGACACAUGGAAAGCAAGAAUUAAAUUGGCAGUUGGUUUAUAGUGAACUUCGUGGGCCCACUUAUACACGAAUGUUUUUCAAGAAAUAUAUUAAACAUUUACGGAGAUUUGUAACAAAUUGAGAAAACUGGCAGAUGAACUGCCACCCCUGAGAUAUUGAGACCAACCUACCCUCUUUCUUCUCCUCCUCCUCAGCCUACUCAACAUGAAGAUAAGGAUGAAAACUUUAUGAUGACCCACUUCCAUUUAAUGAAUAGUAAAUACAUUUUCUCCUUUUUGUGAUUUUCUUAAGAACAUUUUCUUUUCUGUA
Molecule: messenger RNA, 4884 nt
Organism: Pongo pygmaeus (Bornean orangutan)
Lineage: Eukaryota; Metazoa; Chordata; Mammalia; Primates; Hominidae
Product: carboxylesterase 3-like
Exons: 10
Coding region: 180-1550 (456 amino acids)
Source: RefSeq, a predicted model, not a curated record